Sinocyclocheilus rhinocerous is the source of this 2207-nucleotide messenger RNA. Its product is annotated as protein NLRC3-like. Bases 8 to 2101 code for a protein of 697 amino acids. Gene Ontology annotation, molecular function: protein binding. The transcript is spliced from 4 exons. The record is from RefSeq and is a predicted model, not a curated record. Lineage: Eukaryota; Metazoa; Chordata; Actinopteri; Cypriniformes; Cyprinidae.
AGAUUUCAUGUUUGUGCUUCCAUUUCGAGAGCUGAACUUGAUUAAAGAUGAUCAGUACAGUAUUCACAAACUUCUGCUUGACUUUCUUCCUGAACUUCAAGAUCUGGACUCAAAGAUUUAUGAUGAGUGUAAAGUUGUGUUCAUCUUCGAUGGUCUGGAUGAAAGCAGAAUUUCACUGAGGUUUUCAGACAGUGAGAUGGUUUCUGAUAUAAAUGAGUCUUCAUCAGUUGGUAUAUUGAUGUCAAACAUCAUCAGAGGAGAGCUGCUUCCCUCUGCUCACAUCUGGAUCCCGUCCAGACCAGCAGCAGCCAAUCAGAUCCCUUCAAAAUACAUCAACCGGGUGACUGAAAUUCAGGGAUUCAAUGACGCUCAGAAGGAGGAAUAUUUCACGAAGAGGAUCAGUGAUCAGCAUCAAGCCAGCAGAAUCAUCUCACACAUCAAAAGAUCAAGAAGCCUCCACAUCAUGUGUCACAUACCUGUCUUCUGCUGGAUCUCAUCCACUGUACUUCAGAACAUCCUGAAACAAGAUGACAGUGCAGAAAUCCCUCAAACUCUGACUGAAAUGUACAUCCACUUUCUGCUCAUUCAGAUAAACAUAAGGAAUCAGAAGUACGAUGAGCGAGAUCCAGGAAAAGUACGGCAGUCCAACAGAGAUGUGAUUUUGAAACUGGCUGAACUGGCUUUCAAACAGCUGAAGAAAGGCAAUAUCAUGUUCUAUGAGGAGGAUCUGAAAGAGUGCGACAUAGAUGUCAUUGACGCCUCAGUGUAUUCUGGGAUUUGCACAGAGAUAUUUAAGGAGGAAUCUGUGAUUCAUCAGAGGAAAGUUUACUGCUUCAUUCAUCUGAGCUUUCAGGAGUUUCUUGCUGCUAUUUAUGUGUUUUAUUGUUAUGUAAUUAACACUGUGGAGGUACUAAGGUUUUUUGAUUCUCUGCAUAAUUUGCUCAGAGGAGCAGUAGAUAAAGCCUUAGAAAGCGAGAAUGGACACCUGGAUCUUUUCCUCCGGUUCCUGCUGGGCAUCUCACUUGACUCCAAUCAGAAACUCUUACAGGAUCUACUGACCAACACUCACAGCUGCUCAAGGAGCAUUGAGAAAACAACUGCUUAUAUUAAAGACAAAAUUAAACAUGGACAUGAUCUUUCAGCUGAAAGAUCCAUCAAUCUUUUUCUUUGUCUCUUUGAAAUGAAAGACCAGACCCUGUACAGAGAGAUCCAGGAGUUUCUGAAAUCAGGCAAACACUCAGAGAAGAAACUCUCUUCUGCACUUUGCUCAACAAUCGCCUACAUGUAUCAGAUGUCAGAAGAGGUGCUGGAGGAACUUGAUCCCAAGAAAUUUAAUACAUCAGAAGAAGGUCGAAAAAAACUCUUACCAGCUGUGAAAAACUGCAGAAAAGCUCUUCUUGCUGACUGUAAUCUCACUGAUAAAUCCUGUGAAAUUGUGGCCUCAGCUCUACAAUCAUCAAACUCUGCAAAGAUGCUCUCUGAUCGACUGAACCAUCCAAACUGCAAACUGGAGAUACUUAAUUUUGACCAUGGAGAGUCCUUCAGAAUCACACCAGGACUGCGGAAAUAUGCCUGUGACCUCACAUUAGAUCGAAACACAGUAAACACUCAUCUCAUUCUAUCUGAGAACAACAAAAAGGCAACAUAUUUGGAAGAGGAGCAGCCAUAUCCUGAUCAUCCAGAAAGAUUUGAGCACUACGAGCAGGUUCUGUGUAGAGAGAGCCUGACUGGACGCUGUUACUGGGAGGCUGAAUGGAGUGGCUGGAGUCAUAUAGCAGUCACAUAUCGAGGUAUCAACAGGAAAGGAGGAAGCGAAUGCAGGUUUGGACUCAAUGAAAAGUCCUGGAGUCUGGUCUGCUCUGGUAAAAAUUACUAUGCCAGGCAUAAUAAUGCAAGAACUGACAUACCUGCACCCUCAUUCUGUUCUAACAUAAUAGGAGUGUAUCUAGAUCAGCCAGCUGGCUCUUUGUCUUUUUACAGUGUUUUAUCUGAAACUGGCAAAAUUACCCACAUUUACACCUUCCACUCCACAUUUACUGAGCCCCUCUGUGCAGGGUUUGGUAUUGGGGUUGACAGUGGAUCUUCAGUGUGUUUAUGUUAAAUACAGAAGCUGUGAAGCAUGUGUCAGACACUCAGACCAUGGGCCAAAUACAGCCUAUGGAGGAAAAAAUUUAACUAUGAGAGUUUAGCUCCAAAUCUAAUUAAAC